Mesocricetus auratus (golden hamster) is the source of this 2128-nucleotide messenger RNA. It is a transcript of the gene Tor1aip1, whose product is annotated as torsin 1A interacting protein 1. Gene Ontology annotation, molecular function: ATPase activator activity. Gene Ontology annotation, biological process: nuclear membrane organization. The transcript has 11 exons. Gene Ontology annotation, cellular component: nuclear membrane. NCBI's taxonomy places the organism in Eukaryota, Metazoa, Chordata, Mammalia, Rodentia, Cricetidae. The record is from RefSeq and is a predicted model, not a curated record. The coding region runs from base 16 to 1794 and encodes 592 amino acids.
GCUACGUAAACAACUAUGGAGGGAGAGAGGCGGCUGACCCAGGCGUUGGGAGGAUGGGCCAUCGACGUCACGCCCAGAGCCCCCAUCCGGGAACCAAGGCGGAGGCUCGCCCCUCAAAAUGGCGACAGUGACGCGGCUGCCUACGGAACUCAUCCGUCGCGCCACGGACGACGGGAAGUGAGGUUUUCAGAAGAGCCGCCAGAAGUGUACGGCGACUUCGAGCCCCGGGUGACCAAAGAAAGGUCCCCGGGGGGAAGACGAACCCCGCCAGAAAAGUUCCGGCCGAAUUCUGCGAAGGAGGAAGUGAGAGAAAGCGCUUACAACCUUCGUUCUCGACCACGGAGGCGGCGGGGACCCCAGGAAGCCGAGGAGAUGAAGACCCGAAGGUCUGCCCGGAUGGAGCAGACCUCACAGCAGCCUCAACCGCAGCUGUCGCCGGCUACGAGCAGGCGAGGGUUACGGAACUCUCAAUCCUCAGAGGACGAACCUUCUUCUUCCCAAACUGUUACAAGCCAAACAGCCUCAAGGAAAACUGUCAGAACACCAGAUGCUUCAAUGAUGAGUGAAGACCCUAUAAGUAACUUGUGCAGACCCCCACUAAGAAGCCCAAGAAUUGAUUCAGCAUACAAAACAAAUGGAAAUACUAAAAUGAGUGAAAUAGAAGCUGUCAGUAUUCACCCAGUCGAUUUCUCUGAAGAAGGAGAAACUGAAGAUGAUCUAGAGAGCUCCUACAGUGACACCACUAUCAAGGUCAGAUCCAGGAAUUCUGUUGAAUGUAGAGAUGAAGUCACCGUAUCCCCUAAUUACCAUCAAGAACCAUCUUGGAGUUUACCACAGAGUCAGGACUUCACAGCUCAUGAGAAUCAGCCUUCAGUGCUGAACUCAAGAUGUCAAAGAAAUGCUCAGGAGUGGGUUGAACAAGUCAUAAGAAUGAGAGCUCGACUGCCAUAUAACAACAUUCAGGAAUCAGAGUUUGGAAGCCAAUCUUCAUCAAACUCCAGCCAACCGGAACGUGCUGACCAACCCCACAGUGAAUCUUCUGUCAACAGAAAGUGGUGGCUGGCCGGUCUGGUUGCCGCCCUUGUCAUUGGAUUAUUUUGGUUCUUUCAUACUCCUGCAGUAGAAACCACUGCCGUUCAAGAAUUCCAGAACCAGAUGAAACAACUUCAGUCUAAGUACCAGAGUCAAGACGAGAAGCUGUGGAAAAGAGGCACAACAUUCCUAGAAAGACAUCUGAAUAGCUCUGUCCCUCGGCCCCAGCCUGCCAUCCUUUUGCUCACUGCAGCCCAAGAUGCUAAAGAAGUGCUCAAGUGUCUGAGUGAACAAAUUGCCGAUGCCUAUUCUUCCUUCCGGAGUGUCCGUGCCAUCCGGAUUGAUGGGGCAGGGAAAGCUGCUCAAGACAGUGACCUCGUCAAACAAGAAGUAGAUCAAGAACUGAGCAGUGGGUUUAGAAAUGGCCAGAAUGCAGCUGUGGUACACCGCUUUGAGUCUCUGCCCGCAGGCUCAACCUUGAUCUUCUAUAAAUACUGUGACCAUGAAAACGCAGCCUUCAAAGAUGUAGCUCUAGUCCUGACUGUACUGUUGGAGGAGAAGACACUGAAAGCCAGUCUAGGCCUGAAGGAAAUUGAAGAGAAAGUGAGAGAUUUCCUCAAAGUCAAGUUCACCAAAUCCAACACGGCCAGCUCCUAUAACCACAUGGAUCCAGACAAGCUGAAUGGUCUCUGGAGCCGCAUUUCUCACCUGGUGCUGCCUGUGCAGCCGGAAAAUGCCCUGAAAGGGGGCAGCUGCUUAUGAGGGAGAAAGCGGAAAUCACGUCUCGUUCUGAACAGCUUUCAGACUUUAACCAGAGACGGAAUUUGGAGCAGUUUUUGAGAACUGGUUUCUUUUUAAAGGAAGUUAAGUUCAUACAUAAACAUGGAAUACCUGAAUCAUUUAUGCAGCCUGAUUAUCUGUCAUUUGAGAGAACCAUUUCUCUGUUUCCAUUGAGAACUAUGUUAGUGUUCAGCAUGGUCUAAAGUAUAUGCAAUUCCCCAAGGAUCUGCUUUGAUUCUGGCUGAAUCAUUCUUGCUGUGCUGUGACCAGUGAGAAGGACUAGGUGCCUUUCUCAAAGAAUCAGCUUUAUUUUUAA